UUAGUAUGCAUCCGCGCGUGGCAGAACCAGUCUGGUGAUCAACGACACCUGAUCUCUCACCAGUCUCGGUUUGCUGCCCAGUGAGCGUCUCUUGUGGCUUGUUGGCCCGUCGCCGGUUGAUGCCGUCCCCGAUACAGGGACCCUCAAACUUGGGGACUAAUAAAUGACCGCACAAUCUAACGGAGACCUUGUGGACUGUGGUAGACUGCUUCCGUUUUCUCCUGCUCACCACGCUCCCAUCGUCGAGCCGCUACAUUUCUUAGUUCGACUUGAACACGGUUACACCGCCUGCACAAGCCCAAUAUCAAGCAACAUCUGCCACAAUGUCUCUCACCGUGACCACCGAGUCUCAACGGGUGAUGCCUGCAGAGGAGAAAGGCAAGCAGAGCCAGGUGGCCGUCAACAUGGUCAUCCGCCAGGACCCGUUCUCCAUCACCCUCGACGCCUCUGCCCUCCUGGCCGUCUCGGUGCUGCUCAUCCUCGGCAUGCACUUCAUCGCGCGAUCCGUACUUGAGCUCCUGAUCAUCCUAGUCCCCGUAGCCCUCCUCGUCCACAACGACUACCUCAACUUCCUUAAGCUCGGCCCCGGCGGCACGCCCCCGACCCCGUGCGGCUACGCCACACUGACCUGGUACCGGCUCUUCACGCUCCGCGACCCCUUCACCCCGCCGCCACGGGAUCCGGCGCGACAACCAGCCGCCGGCAUGCUCGCCGACCUCCCCUACCGUCCAGGACCCCGACCCAGCGUCGCGGGCCUCGCGCCGCAGCGGCAGCUGAACCAGCACGGCUCGCCGCAGGCCUACGCGCGACUGCGCGGGGCGCUCGAGGCCCUCGGCGCGCGGCGGCCCGCGCAGUUCGUCACGGCGACGUCGUGUCUCGAGAAGCACGGGUUCGCGCUGUUCGCGCGGCGCCCGCGCAACGUGUGCGGCAACGGCGAGGUCUGCCACAUCCACACGCACUCGGACCGGUCGAUGCACCUGAACCUGCACCCGGACGACAUCCGCGAGGUGCUGGCCAAGGGCUGGGGCCAGCGCCACCCUCUCGCGUGGGGCAGCCGGAGCGCGCGCUGGUGGGGGUUCGCCGUCAAGAGCCCGCUGCCGACUACGUACGUGAUGGUCUACGCGCCGAGAGAUGAGAGCGAUCUGCGGAUUGUCUGCAAGAUCAUCGAGGCGGCGGUUUGGUAUACCGUUGCGGAGAAGGUUGAGAUUCAGCCUGCGUCGGAGUCGUGAUGCCGAGAAAGGAGCAGCGUGAAACCCAGUUGCCGAAAAGGAUUUGACAGAGCAACGAGUAAUCUGUUUCCGAUUGAGGUAUCCCCGGGGUUACUAGAUAGAAGAGUCUGCACCGAGGCUUGUUUGCUUGGGGCUAGAGGGGACUGAUCCUACCGAAGCUGGUGGCACCAUGCUCCCUUCGUUUACCAUCUAGCGGAGUAGAAAGUUACUCGUCCUCGCAAAGAGCACACAGAGAGUG
Messenger RNA from Chaetomium strumarium, 1467 nucleotides. RefSeq lists its product as uncharacterized. Bases 324 to 1229 code for a protein of 301 amino acids. The transcript is spliced from 2 exons. The record is from RefSeq and is a predicted model, not a curated record. NCBI's taxonomy places the organism in Eukaryota, Fungi, Ascomycota, Sordariomycetes, Sordariales, Chaetomiaceae.